ACACUCAACCUCUCUAAACCUCUUCGGGUUGUGGAUUGAUUUUGCACUUGGUUCAUCGCAGAAAAAGUCGGUUAAUUGAAAUUUCUUCAAUAAUGACAACACGAAUUGUGCGGCCAGUGGCACAGAUUGCUCGCAAUGGUGUCCGCAGGUAUCAUGGGGAUAGCAAGCCUUUCAAAUGGCCCAGCAUGGAUGAAUGUGGUGUGCCCCAGGGUUCCUGGAAGGAGUACUACGAUAAGAAGCAAAAGCUCUUCAACAUGCAACUCGUUGGAGGUCUACUUUUCCUCGGGGGGGCCUUCACAGUCGCCAGAAUGAGUGGAGCUCUGUACAUGAACUUGGGACCCAAACUUCCUGAGGGAUAUGUCCCUGUAAAAUACUACGAUUAAAUUAAGAAAUUGGAGCAGACGAACUUGCGAAAUUAGAUAAUGUUAGAGCACUGUUGUACA
Messenger RNA from Fopius arisanus, 443 nucleotides. It is a transcript of the gene COX7B, whose product is annotated as Cytochrome c oxidase subunit 7B. Lineage: Eukaryota; Metazoa; Arthropoda; Insecta; Hymenoptera; Braconidae. The transcript has 3 exons. The record is from RefSeq and is a predicted model, not a curated record. The coding region runs from base 93 to 383 and encodes 96 amino acids.